GGAGGCCGGCUCCCCAUAAUUCAAAAGCUCUUACACCAAAGCCUCUUCUCAUCAACAUCUGCAAUAAUUCAACUAUAAAACCCUCCAAAAAGCAAAAAAGGGAAAAAGAUCCGACGAAAAAUCAGAAAAACCCGAAAUCUCAGCUGAAUCAAAUCAGACAAACCAGCGAAAUAUUCCGCAAAAAGAAGUAGAAAAAAGAGAAGUUUUUCAAGAAAAUGGUGUACACAUACACCCCCACAUACUACACAUCACUGCAUGAUUCCAUCACCUCCAUCUGCAAGAAUAUCCUCCCAUUCUCCUUCAGAAAGAGGCGGCUGCCGGCGAUAGCUGCGGCGGAGCAGCGGGCGGCGAAGCAGCAGUCGGAUAAUCUGAAAUGGCAGCAAGAAUCAUACCACCAGAUACUUAACUUGAUGGGACUUUGUAAAGAGGGAAUUCUUCAUGAGAAUGAGGUCUCCGCUUUCAGAACACAUCUUCUUGAGACCCUCACUGCCUCGCCCUUCGAUCACGACUACGAGCCGUCUGUCAUUAUAAGGGACAAGCUGAUCUUCUUGCAGGAGUUGCUCUAUGCCAAAUGCAUAUCAGAGGAUGAGUACCAUGCAUCAAAGAGGCCUUUGUUACAAAGGCUAGCACUUCAAGGAGCAGAGAUUGGGGCAAGAGAUGUGAUAGUUGGCGCACAGAAGGAGAUUUCAAACGAGAAGUUGUCUGUUAUUGAUGUAAAAGAAGACAAAGUGAUGUAUGGUUCAACACCAAAGAAAAUAAAAGGAGCUGCAUCUGUUUCUGGUUUUGUAUCACCAAAUAAAAAUGGAAUGUUGGACGAUAAGGGUGCAAGUGAUUCCAGCAAAAACAGUAUUAAGCCAAGAGAUCGAAAUGCAAGCACUGUUAGUCUUCCCGGGAAUCAGCUUGUGUGUUCUACAGAAAAUCCUUUCUGGAAUUGUCGUUUAAGUGAGAAAGAAAAUGAAUCCAAGUCCAUUCUCAUGAUGGAGAGUGUAGUGGAAGCACCCGCGCUGCAUGAGAAGCAAAGUGGCAGCGAGAAAGGGAAAAAGAAACCGUUCAGGGCACUCUUUCAGAGAGAUCAAAAGGAGGGACAUGGCAGCCGUGGUAAUGAACAUGGUCCAGCUCUUGAGGAGAAAGAAAACGUAAAAUCAGUGAAAAAAACAUGGGGUUUUGACGGAUUUAGGAAAUGGAAGAAAAAUGACCUGGAGGAUGAAACAACUCCACUGUCUGUUAUUGAAAAAUCAGAUGAUGCAGGUUACACAGGGGAAAUUGUGCAACACCCUGUUGGGAAGGGAUCUGACACCAAGCAAAUAAGGAAGAAGUUGCAUGCAAACUGUUCACCGGCAGAGUUCUUUAUUGAUGAGGUUUCAGGAGAGAACAUAAAGAACGAGCUAACCCGUAUCCAAAACGAACUCCACACAAAAAGCCCACACAUUCAUUUGUCAGAUGGCCGAACCGAAGAAAUCUCAACUUGGCUUCCAGCUGAUAACAAUGACCUGAAAGAGUUCUUCCCACAAUCAUGGUGUGAUCGUCAUGGCGAUGGCGUGUUAGACAUGGUUAGAAAAGAAUUCAAGGACCACGCUGAUGAGAUGGGAAGUUGUCGAGUUACAGCCAGCGAGAAAAACAACUCCAAAAGAUGGACCACAUUCGAUGAUGAAGAAAAUUCACAUCCAAAUCUCUUUGCUCCCCAAGACCACUCAUACUCCAUGAAGCAAGCGAGGCUCUCGUCCUCUAAAAAUGCUCGUACAUCCUAUAAUAACAGUAGCAUUGAUAAGGGCUUCAGAUAUAACCCUUUUUUUGAUAUGUAAAAUUUUCAAGUACAACAAGCCGAGGCCUGCAUCGGCUUUCCUUAAAGGUAAAAUUCCUCGAAGAUCAAGGGAGUGUAUUUUCUGAGGAACUGAUUGUGUAUCACGCACCAGUUAUGGAUGGUGCUACUGUAAUACUUUGAAACACUGUCUAGUUGUAGCUUGGGUUGUAUGUUCUCAAGUUAUAUAUUUGAUGAUUUUAUUCAGUUCAUCUAUGACAUCUGAUACCUUUCUGCCGAAAACCUUCACAGUCAUAAGAG
Messenger RNA from Sesamum indicum (sesame), 2059 nucleotides. RefSeq lists its product as uncharacterized. Lineage: Eukaryota; Viridiplantae; Streptophyta; Magnoliopsida; Lamiales; Pedaliaceae. The record is from RefSeq and is a predicted model, not a curated record.